AUGAGUAUUUCCCAAGCCUCAAUACCUUUGUCGCACCUACUCCCUCCGCUCGUCCUGGGUGGCGCCGGAUUCAGCCAUCAAGUAUACCGGAAUCCCAAUUCAGCACAAGCACUGGAAGUCCUCAAACGAGCGUUCCAAUUAGGACUACGCGCCAUCGACACCUCUGCUUAUUAUCAUCCUUCGGAAAUACUUCUUGGUGAAGCAUUAUCACAUCCCGAUAUUACGAGCCAGUACUCUCGCGACCAGUAUUUUUUGAUGACCAAAGUUGGUCGAAUUGCGGCAACAAAAUUCGACUACUCUCCAUCAUGGGUUCGACAGUCAGUGAUGCGUUCGCUCCAACGUCUACACACCCGGUAUCUAGAUGUUGUGUUUUGCCAUGAUGUCGAAUUUGUCCCAGAAGAAGAGGUUAUGGGCGCCAUCGGUGUUUUGCUCGACAUGGUUCGCGAAGGCCAUAUCAGAUACGUCGGGAUCUCGAGCUACCGGAUAGACAUCCUCGCUCGAAUUGCUCGCCGCGUUCAGAGUCAAUACUCUCGGCCUCUUGACAUAAUCCAGAAUUGGGCCCAGAUGACUCUUCAGAAUGACCGCCUGGCACAAGAAGGCUUGAAAGCUUUCCGGGAAGCAGGUGUAUCUUGUGUCUGCAGUUCGAGUCCAUUGGCUAUUGGUCUUCUCCGCGCAAAUAGCGUGCCGGUGGGAGAUCUGGGGGACUUUCAUCCCGCACCUUCAGGCCUACGAAGCGUCGUCAAAGAAGCGGCCGACUAUGUCGCAGGGCAGGGAGAGUCUAUGGCAGCCUUGGCGUUGCGGCAUUCUAUUCGCCGUGGCCAGUCGCUAUCAACUCCCGAUUUCCGUAUAACGACUAUUAUGGGAAUUACAUCCAUAGCGGAGUUGGAAGACAACCUCGCAACCGCUCGGCAGGUUCUACAAGUGUCGAAUGAGCCUCAUUGGCUCUGGAGCACAGAUGCUGGUCAGUCUGUGGAGGGCAAUAUGGCCAGAGCAACAGUGGACGAGCGACUUUGUUCAGCCGUUCACAACAUUUUGGGCCCAUGGCGUGACUACUCCUUCCCCAGUCCGGGUGAUGACUGGGAUGUGGCCACCAAACAGCCAGUGUCCACCAAACAGCCAGUGUCUACCAAAUUAUGA
Molecule: messenger RNA, 1137 nt
Organism: Penicillium daleae
Lineage: Eukaryota; Fungi; Ascomycota; Eurotiomycetes; Eurotiales; Aspergillaceae
Exons: 1
Coding region: 1-1137 (378 amino acids)
Biological process (GO): dehydro-D-arabinono-1,4-lactone biosynthetic process
Cellular component (GO): cytosol
Molecular function (GO): D-arabinose 1-dehydrogenase [NAD(P)+] activity
Source: RefSeq, a predicted model, not a curated record